AUGCAUCUAUCUAUCUAUCUAUCUAUCUAUCUAUCUAUCUAUCUAUCUAUCUCAGUCUGUUCAUCUAUCUAUCUAUCUAUCUAUCUAUCUAUCUAUCUAUCUAUCUUAGCUCUUAUAUUUCAUUAUCUAUCUAUCUAUCUAUUCUUUUCCUUUAUAAUAAAUAUCAAAUUUCUAUCUAUCUAUCUAUCUAUCUAUCUAUCUAUCUAUCUAUCUAUCUAUCUAUGUCUGUUCAAUCAUUCUUUCUAUCUAUCUCUGCCUGUUCUAUCUAUCCAUUUCCACCUGUUCAAUCUAUCUAACCAUCUACAUACAUUACGUCAAUAUCAAAUUAAUUCCCAUCUAUCUAUCUAUCUAUCUCUCUAUCUAUCUAUCUAUCUUCAUUAUCCACCUAUCUCAUACGCAAUCGCAUCUAUCUAUCUAUCUAUCUAUCUAUCUAUCUAUCUAUCUAUUCUUUUCCUUUACAAUAAAUAUCAAAUAUCUAUCUAUCUAUCUAUCUAUCUAUCUAUCUAUAUAUCUAUCUUUUCCUUUACAAUAAAUAUAAAAUAUCUAUCUAUCUAUCUAUCUAUCUAUCUAUCUAUCUAUCUAUCUAUCUAUCUAUCUAUUUUUUUCCUUUACAAUAAAUAUAAAAUAUCUAUCUAUCCAUCUAUCUAUCUAUCUAUCUAUCCAUCCAUCUAUCCAUCUAUUCUUUCAUUUACAAUAAAUAUCAAAUAUAAAUCUAUCUAUCUAUCCAUCUAUCUAUCUAUCUAUCUAUCUAUCUAUCCAUCUAUUAUCCAUCUAUUCUUUCCUUUAUUAAAAUAUCAAAUAUCUAUCUAUCCAUCUAUCCAUCUAUCUAUCUCAUCUAUCUAUCUAUCUAUUCUUUCCUUUACAAUAAAUAUCAAAUAUCUAUCUAUCUAUUCAUCUAUCCAUCUAUCUAUCUAUCUAUCUAUCUAUCUAUCUAUCUAUUCUUUUCCUUUACAAUAA
Messenger RNA from Acanthosepion pharaonis, 957 nucleotides. NCBI's taxonomy places the organism in Eukaryota, Metazoa, Mollusca, Cephalopoda, Sepiida, Sepiidae. The record is from the annotation of a GenBank genome assembly.